Molecule: messenger RNA, 712 nt
Organism: Acyrthosiphon pisum (pea aphid)
Lineage: Eukaryota; Metazoa; Arthropoda; Insecta; Hemiptera; Aphididae
Gene: mRpS10
Product: mitochondrial ribosomal protein S10
Cellular component (GO): mitochondrion; mitochondrial small ribosomal subunit
Source: RefSeq, marked provisional
GAUUCAUCUUUAUAAUUUUCAAUUUUUGGUGUGACGACGACAAGAAAUAAUGACUACUUUCUUGAAAACCUUAUUGUUGAACAGUAGAAAAAGUUCAGCGUUGUGGCCUCCUUAUUUUAAUUUAUCGACAAGAUCGUUCUGCGCCAAACCACUAAGAUCCGAGGAGAGUAAUAUCCACCAAAAUGAUUUGGCGUCUGUUACUCCUCAGAAUGAAGAACUGGAUAAAUUAUACAAGACCAUAGAAUUUGAAUGUCGUAGCAACGAUCGUGCAGUAUUAAGGAGUUACACUCAAUUUGCAACAAUGGCUGCAAAUGAACUAGGGAUUCAAAUCGGUAAAUGCUGGUCCCCACGUAAAGCUCACCACGAACGAUACACAUUAUUACGUUCUAUUCACGUCCAUAAAAGGUGUAGAGUACAGUAUGAAGUAAGAACGUGGUUUAGAUUCAUUCAUUUCCAUAAGCUUACUGGUUCUACUGCAGAAACCUUUUUGGAGUAUGUUCAAAGAAAUUUACCGGAAGGGGUUGCACUUAAAGUCACCAAAGUACUUUUAGAAAAUAUUCCUGAAAGUGUUUCAUCGCAUAUGACUUCGGAAAUAGCUUAAAUGAUAUAUUGUAAUAUAUUACUCUUAGUUUUUUAUGGUGAAAAAAAUUUUUUUUUAUGUAACACAAUUUCUAUAUAGUAAAAACUGUAAAUUAAAUUUGACUGAUUUGAA